CAUCUAACGUAACAACAUCGAAUAUUGCGUGUGUCUAAUUCAAAGAUAUAUAUCUCAAAUAAUAAUAAUAAUAAACGAUAUAAAAAAUAUUAAGUAGAUAAUGUAGACGCCGCGGAGGUAUAUAAAAACACAUGAAGGUCAAGAAAUAAAGUUAGUCGAUCUCAAAUCUUGCUGCAAUUCGAAUUCAAUAAUCAACUCAAGCUUGCAAUUUAUUUUUUAUUCAUUCAUUUAUUUAAUUAAAUAAUUAAGUAUAAUUUAUCACAGUGAAAUUUAAUUAAAUAACGACAUAAAAUAAUACUUCACACCUUACAAACCACAAAAAAAUUUUAUUUUUUCGGAUGUGGAUAUAAAUUAGUAUAUAUCUAUAUAUUUAUAAAGAAGAAUAUAUAAAAAAAGAGAAUAAUUAUUUAAACAAGUUUGAGAAAAACAUCAGAAAAUAACAGCAACAAUAUGGAUUAUUUAAAUUUAGGAUUCCUUGCUCUCGAAUUACGCGACACAGUUUCAAAAACAUUGACAUCAAUAAAGAGUGAAUUGAAAUUAAGUUUAAAUGAACAAAAUCCAAUAGAAGUUCAAAAAAAUCCAAACAAUCAUAAUAAUGUCAAUACUAAUUUAAAAACAAUAACACUCGAAGAACUGUCGUGGCAUGACACAAUUGAUGACUGCUGGAUCGCAAUAUAUGAUUACAUCUACAAUUGCACUGAAUUUAUUAAAAAACAUCCUGGUGGUGGCGACGUUUUAAGUGAAUACGCGGGCAGAGACGGCACGCUUGCUUUUAUCAGCACAGGACACUCAAAAUUAGCUAAUAAUUUAUUAGAUAAGUAUCUGAUUGGUGAAUUACCUGCUCAUGAGCGACUUUUCCGUAGAGAAGACGGCAUUAAAAUAAUUAUGUCCAACUGAAACAUAUAUAUAUUUUUUUAUACUCAAGUAACAGAAAAAAAGAAAAAAAUUAUUUAUAUUACUGACACAGAAAAAAGAAAUUUUUUUAUUAAUUAUUAUUU
This is a messenger RNA of Microplitis mediator, 998 nucleotides long. RefSeq lists its product as uncharacterized. The record is from RefSeq and is a predicted model, not a curated record. The transcript is spliced from 2 exons. Gene Ontology annotation, cellular component: membrane; intracellular membrane-bounded organelle. Lineage: Eukaryota; Metazoa; Arthropoda; Insecta; Hymenoptera; Braconidae. Gene Ontology annotation, molecular function: heme binding. The coding region runs from base 451 to 897 and encodes 148 amino acids.